Messenger RNA from Bicyclus anynana (squinting bush brown), 780 nucleotides. Its product is annotated as serine/arginine-rich splicing factor 4-like. The record is from RefSeq and is a predicted model, not a curated record. The transcript has 3 exons. The coding region runs from base 45 to 755 and encodes 236 amino acids. NCBI's taxonomy places the organism in Eukaryota, Metazoa, Arthropoda, Insecta, Lepidoptera, Nymphalidae.
AUUUACAAAAAAAACUUUUUAAUUUUUAUUAGUUUUAGCCACAAAUGGAUGCGUACAAGUAUUCCCCAUCUUUCCCUCAAUAUGUGGGGUAUCCAGAAGGGUUCCCAGACCAUGGAGACGGGUUUGGGGAAUACUAUGACUUGGGACCAAUGAAUGCGGAUCGGGAGGUCAACAGAUCAGGUCGUUCCAAACAACGAAAGUCUAGAAAACGGAACACAAAGAAUUCCCGAUCAAGAAGUAGAACGGUAUCUAAAUCCAAUUCUCGCUCAAGAUCUCGUACAAAAUCUCGGUCUCGGACUCGGUCGCACAGCCAAUCUCGAUCCAGAACUCUGUCCCGGACACGUUCUAGGUCUAGAAGUAGAAGUCGGUCUGUAUCUCACGGCAAGAAAGAAAUCAAGGAACCGGGCUUCAUGGAUGCUUUCAGAGUACUUUACUUAACACCGAGUAAACACAAAAAGAGCACGACCAAAUACUUAGCAACGAAGAAGCGUCAAGAUCGCAUCCAGGAACUACUAAAGAGCGAUGGUCUCGGUUCUAAGAAAUGGCGGUUCUAUCCUCGAAUCCAGAACCAGGGGCCGGAGCCUAACGAGGUACCGGGUGUCAGAGACAAUGUUGACCAGAGAGUCAAAGUGGACGGGGACUUCUUGAGGAAGUACAAACGCAGCAAGACAGUAGAUGCGGACGCUCCUAUAGCCAAGCUGAAGAGAUGGGAAUUGGUCUUAUAUAAGAGGUUAGGUUUUAUACAGGCAGUUUAGUUUUGUAGUUUAAUAAAGUUUAUGU